Messenger RNA from Notothenia coriiceps (black rockcod), 774 nucleotides. Its product is annotated as 15-hydroxyprostaglandin dehydrogenase [NAD(+)]-like. Gene Ontology annotation, molecular function: oxidoreductase activity, acting on the CH-OH group of donors, NAD or NADP as acceptor. Lineage: Eukaryota; Metazoa; Chordata; Actinopteri; Perciformes; Nototheniidae. The transcript has 4 exons. Bases 38 to 487 code for a protein of 149 amino acids. Gene Ontology annotation, cellular component: cytoplasm. The record is from RefSeq and is a predicted model, not a curated record.
UUACACCAAAAUCAACAGUAGCUAUUCUAUGUUUUAGAUGGGUGUUAUCAGGAUGAGUUACCUGGCUCUGGAGCACAUGAGCAAGUUGAGUGGAGGUCGUGGAGGGGUCAUCGUCAAUAUUGCAUCUUUGGCAGGUCUGGGCCCUCUACCAAGCUGUCCUGUCUACACUGCCACCAAGCACGGAGUGGUCGGCUUCACUCGAGCCAUGGCGGCUGCCUCUACCGCUUCAGGUUAUGGCAUACGGUUCAAUGUUCUUUGCCCAAGUUUUGUCCAAACUGACCUCUUCGUCAAUACUACAUCCAAUCUUGGGCAAUUCUCCCACCUGGCUGAUGUAGCCAAACAGAUGGAAGACAAGUUUGGUGUAUUAAAUACGUCUGAGGUAGCAGAGUGCGUCCUGGAGCUGGUGAAAGACGAGACGAAGAAUGGAGAUACCUUAUUGUUGAUCCCUAAAGGAAAACAAUACAUGACUUUUCCAUCUUUCAGUUAGAAGCUCCCUGCAAUUAAAUCCACAACGCCAGCAUUGGCAGGUAUUGUAGUAUUGGAUUUUAUAAUCAAAACUGCAAUGCUUCUCUUCUUGAAAGCACAAAAUAAAAAAACGAAAUGCCUCAAGUGCCUUUGAUUACAACUACAUCAGACAAAUAAUUGUAUCUAAAAUGUCUUAAUAUUGUCGACAAUGUACAUGGGAAGUCUAAGCUGGCCACUGUUGCCACUUCUUCUCCUUUCAUUAAUUUUGCUAGUACUGCUGAAAUAAAAUAUUUGCUUUUUCUUACAAUA